Messenger RNA from Dissoconium aciculare CBS 342.82, 639 nucleotides. RefSeq lists its product as uncharacterized. The coding region runs from base 1 to 639 and encodes 212 amino acids. The record is from RefSeq and is a predicted model, not a curated record. The transcript has 2 exons. NCBI's taxonomy places the organism in Eukaryota, Fungi, Ascomycota, Dothideomycetes, Mycosphaerellales, Dissoconiaceae.
AUGAGUUUGACGCGCUGGCGGUCACCGCCGACGUCGCCUGUGUUGGAAUCGCCAGAUUUCCGCUAUGGCGCGCUCAAGAGUGUCAAGACCAGCAUCCGCCUGGCUAAAAUCAAGCCCGGCUGUGGACACAAAGGAAUCACCAUCGAGUUGAUCGAGUCCUUCGUGACUGUCCCGGGCCAACGGCCGCAAAUCGAAUAUGAUGCCCUCUCAUAUACAUGGGGUGCGAGUAAACGUACGAAGAGUAUCAUGUGUAACGGACGCCGGUUGGCGGUGACGCCCACCUUGAUCGAGGCAUUGCAUCACUUUCGGCAUCCGGACCACGAGGUCAUUCUUUGGAUCGACCAGUUGUGUAUCUGUCAAGAGCGCGUGCUGGAGAGAAACGCACAGGUAAAUUUGAUGGGGGACAUCUUCGCCGGCGCGCGCAAGGUGUCAGUCUGGCUGGGUCCGCAUUCAGGGGACUCGAAGGCAGGACUACAACUCGCCAAGCAGCUACUAUCUAUCACUAGAUAUACAAAUGUCACCCAUCUGGAUUCUGUCCAGCUUGAAGCAAAUGGGUUGCCGCGGAGAGGGCACCGAAAAUGGAUGGCUCUGGCAGCGAUCCUACGAAGACCGUGGUUUUGGAGAACCUGGAUUGUGUGA